Messenger RNA from Salpingoeca rosetta, 258 nucleotides. RefSeq lists its product as uncharacterized. The coding region runs from base 1 to 258 and encodes 85 amino acids. The record is from RefSeq and is a predicted model, not a curated record. The transcript is spliced from 4 exons. Lineage: Eukaryota; Choanoflagellata; Craspedida; Salpingoecidae.
AUGAGUGGCUACCAGCGCAUGCACAACCACGGCCACGGAGGCCACCACCAUCAUCAUGGCCACGGAGGCCAUCAUCACCAUGGUGGACACAAGCACCACGGCGGCGGCCCGUACGUCGUCGAGGAGACGGUCGUGUACCAGCCUCGCGCACAGGAAACCGUGUAUGUGGAGCGCAACCCACGCGCUGAGGAGGAUCUCUGCUGCGGCAUCGCCCUUGCUUCACUUCUGUGCUGCUGCCUUGGUGCCGCAACAAACUAA